Pelodiscus sinensis (Chinese soft-shelled turtle) is the source of this 2155-nucleotide messenger RNA. The record is from RefSeq and is a predicted model, not a curated record. NCBI's taxonomy places the organism in Eukaryota, Metazoa, Chordata, Testudines, Trionychidae.
CCCGCCCCGCGUACUGUGGGACGCGGCGGGGGCUGAGCGCCCCGGAGUGCAGGGCCCUCCGCACGUGCGCACCCCGUGGGGCGGGGAGAGCGCCCCCUCCCCCCGUGUCACCCCUGGGCAGGGGGAGGAGGUAGCCCUGAAACCUGGUCCGCGUUCCUGGAAAGGGGCUUAGUUACGCCCGCCCGUACUGUGCGCUGGGGCCGGGGAGGCUCCGCUAGUGGGGGCAGAGCCCCCUUGAUAUUGCAGCCCCCGUUAGGGGGCGGAGUCCCUCUGGCUGGCAUCCCUGCAGACGCGCAGGCCUGCUCUGCACGACGUAGCCCUGGCUCCUCUCCCCACCUGGUUACAUGCGGAAUAUACGUGUUGGAUGAACCAAAUGGCUCCAAAAGGCAAAAUAAACAAAAAGAAAUACAAGUGCUGCCCUUGUUUAUCAUCACCAUCUUUGCAGGAAGAUGCCCCUGGAGAGCAGCUUACACAGUUUGAACCAGCUGAGGAAAUUAAACUUUUAUAUCAGUUUGGAAGCUAUCUGGAUUACAUAGAAACGCCCAAAAAAGGUCAUAGCAAAGUGAAAGGCAAAUCCAAAAAGCAUGGAAGGGAAUGGAAGACACGGGAAACUGAAAAGAAAAAUAAGCCUGAUCUCUGCAAUGGAAAGGGAAAUGUGCAUUUAUGUGAAGAAAACACUGCUAAUGAUGUUAGUCUUAAAAAGAAUAAACAUACUACAGCAAAAAGUCAUUUGGAAUCAACAAAAAGAGAUUUUUGCAAGAAGCAAAACUCUAUUAUCCCUUGGCCUUUUGUUGAAAAAAAAGCAAAGAAAAUAAAGCGUCUUCAGGAUAAAGUAGUAGUUGAUGGUAAUGAAGAGAACUCUAGAGAGGUAAAUCACAAACAAUAUUAUAAAAAUUCUAGAACAGUGCAGAAGAGUAAUACUCAGGGCAAACAAAAAUGUCUCUGCCUUCCUUCAUCACAUAAUUCUUUUGCAACUGAGAAUGGUAAACAUAAUGAAUUAAGUUGUAGAAACAGUUCAUGGUCUCAGAUGGCUUGCAACAGUGAAGGUCUUGAUUCUACUGUGCACUAUUUUAGUGGUGGAAUCAUAGCAGGUUUUAAAAAGCGUAGGAAAUUGGAUAAGGAAGUCCCUGUUGGCUGUUUUCUAGGCACCAACACUACUGAAAUAAACAGCUGCACUAGUAGCACAGAGCCUCUUUUGUCAUCUAGUCCAGCAGCUCUGGAGAUUAAAACUUAUGACUCAGAAGAUGAAUUCAAUGUGGAAACCCUGAGGGAUAAGGCAGCUUCUCAUAUGAACUCAAAAACUGAAGCAAUAUGCAGCAGCGUUGAUCUUAGUCAAGAGCUUUUUAUAACUCAGAAGUCUUUUUUACCAGUGCAGAUUCCCAAUAAUGGCAAUACCUACUUAUCCCUUUACAGUCAAAGCCAUGCUAAAGAUGCCAGUGUAGAAAGAAGUUUUAAACAAAGAAACUCUACAGAUACUUUGGAACUUUGUCAGAUGUCUUUGAACAGAGAAACAUGUGAUGAAUGCAGUGAAUUUUCUCAAUGCGGUUUGACACCAAGUAGGGGUAGAAAGUCAUCAACGAGAGAGUGUGCAAUUCAGACAGAAGACUUUUUCAGCUCUCCAGCACUUGCUUCCUCUUUAAUAAUAAAAGAGAGAUUUACAAAUUGCCAUGAACAACCACUGGACCUCAGUUUGCCUUACCGAAUUAGAUCAAGUGUUGAGAAUGCAGGAAGAUUGUCCUUCAAGGGUGCAGGUGAUGGUGUUUAUGUAUCUUCCAAACACACAUUAGAGCCUGUGUGUCAUAUAGAAAAUGAUCCUGCUGGUCCAGUGUUUGAGGAGGAAAGGGAAAAUCAUGUGUUCGCCCAAUCUCAAAAAUCAGAUGAGGUGAAAUACAUUCAGAUGCUACUUAAUUCAUCCUAUUUCUUUAAAGUGAAAGGUGAUUCAGAUAAUAUAGUUUCUGGAACACAGUUAGUGAAGCCAAAGUUAGGAAACAAAAAAAAAAGAAUAGCUGUAGAAAGAACAAGACAGGAGAAAUUCUAGCUGAGAAGGGUAUUAGUGCUACAUAGGUGAAUAAAUAAAUAGUGUCUGUAUAGACACAUUCAUUAUAUUUUCUCAAAAUGAUUUUUCAUUUAAAAAACUGCUUUAUUCAUUAUUUCA